This is a messenger RNA of Rotaria sordida, 1554 nucleotides long. Lineage: Eukaryota; Metazoa; Rotifera; Eurotatoria; Philodinida; Philodinidae. The record is from the annotation of a GenBank genome assembly.
AUGCACACUGUCUUUCGAAUUGGUGAGGUUCGAAAAAUUGAUAAGAAAAGUCCACUUUAUGAAGUGGAUCUUAAACUUACGUCGGAUGACGACCAACAACUUCGUCAAUUAACCAAUCGUAUACGAGAAGAAUCUUCAGGUGGCACUGGAUGGUAUCGACUGGGUCCAUUGCUGCUCAAAAUUGGUCAAUUCAACAAGGCCGAAGAAUUGUAUAUGGCACUACUGGAACAGGCUUCCAACGACAGUGAUAAAGCAUAUAUCUAUCAUAUGCUUGGAAUGAUGAAAAAUGACAAAGGGCAAUAUACAGAAGCAGCUUCAUUUUAUGAAAUGUCUCUCAAAAUUAAACGAAAAACUCUUCCAGAAGAUCAUCCUUCAUUGGGUCCUACCUACAACAACAUCGGUCAAGUGUAUAACAACAUGGGUGACUACUCGAAAGCACUUGAAUUCUACGAAAAAUCACAUAAAAUCUACGAAAAAGCUCUGCCUCCGAAUCAUCCCAAUUUGGCUACUUCCUAUACUUGCAUCGGUCAAGUGUAUAACAACAUGGGUGACUACUCGAAAGCACUUGACUUUUACGAAAAAUCACUUAAAAUCUACGAAAAAGCUCUGCCUCCGAAUCAUCCUUCAUUGGCUACUUCAUACAACAACAUCGGUCAAGUGUAUAACAACAUGGGUGACUACUCGAAAGCACUUGAAUUUUACGAAAAAUCACAUAAAAUUUACGAAAAAGCUCUGCCUUCGAAUCAUCCCGAUUUGGCUACUUCCUACAACAACAUCGGUCAAGUGUAUAACUACAUGGGUGAUUACUCGAGAGCACUUGAAUUUUACGAAAAGAAUCUCGAAAUCAGGAAAAAAGCUCUGCCUCCGAAUCAUCCCCAUUUGGCUACUUCCUACAACAACAUCGGUCAAGUGUAUCACCACAUGGGUGACUACUCGAAAGCACUUGAAUAUUCUAAAAAAAACUUGGAAAUUACAAAACAAGUUCUGCCUGAGAAUCAUCCAGAUUUGGCUUUUCCAUACAACUGGUUCGGAAAGAUUUAUCGCAGUAUGAAAGAUUAUCCAAAAGCACUUGAGAAUUUCGAAAAAUGUCUCACAAUAUGGAAAAAAGGCUUACCUGAAAAUCAUCCAUAUCUAGCUCUAACAUACAGUAAUAUUGGUGAUGUUCAUCGAUUAAUGGGUAGUUAUGAAAAGGCACUUGCAUUUCAUCAAAAAGCAUUAAAUAUUCAAGAAAAUGUUCAAUGUAGUCCUCUUCAGGUUGCAACGACAUAUAUAAAUUUAGGUGAAACUUAUCGUGAAAUGAAAGAUUAUUCAAAAGCAUUGACAUAUUUCGAAAAAGGAUUAGAAAUACGUGAAAAGAAAUUAUCAAAAAAUCAUCCUGAUUUAGCUGUUGUAUAUCAUAAUAUGGCAAAAUUAUAUUUGGCUACACGAAAAUAUAGUAUGGCAAUGAACAAUAUUCAACAAGCAGUUGAAAUAGCUCAAGAAAAAUUACCUUCAACUCAUCCUCAUCUUUUGGAAUAUAAAGAAACAUUUGAAAAAAUUCGAAAGAAAAUGUAA